GAAUGAAUGGUUGUUUCCCAUGCACAAGUGGUCGACAUACAGUAAAAGCCAGUUGAUCAGAAGAAGUAAAAAAUGGUGUCUAAAGUAGAAGAAGCCAUGAAAAGGAAGCAACAGGUGUCACAACAACAAGAACACAAGAGUCGUAAGGAGAAUUGCUAUCAGCAGAAUAUCAUACCAUGCAACAAAGGAAAAGCUUCCAAAUUCAAAAGAAGCAGCUCCAAUCUUGAAGACGAUGGUGUUUCCUCUGCGAUUCUCUUGCUUGCUUGUAUUGCUUGCAACCCCUCCUACUGAAAGUAGUUUCUUUUUUCAUAUAGCGCAGCUAUAGAUAUAGCCAGUAGGUGUAUCGUAUUCUCUCUCUCUCUCUCUCUCUAUCUGUUUCUCUCAUUUUCUCUGUAUGUUUUCUCAGAACUAAUCUUAAUAAUAAAUAAAAAUUUAUUUUCUCUA
Messenger RNA from Mangifera indica (mango), 444 nucleotides. RefSeq lists its product as uncharacterized. NCBI's taxonomy places the organism in Eukaryota, Viridiplantae, Streptophyta, Magnoliopsida, Sapindales, Anacardiaceae. The transcript has a single exon. Bases 73 to 291 code for a protein of 72 amino acids. The record is from RefSeq and is a predicted model, not a curated record.